Tripterygium wilfordii is the source of this 1326-nucleotide messenger RNA. Its product is annotated as heat stress transcription factor B-4-like. The transcript has 2 exons. Gene Ontology annotation, cellular component: nucleus. Gene Ontology annotation, biological process: regulation of transcription by RNA polymerase II. The record is from RefSeq and is a predicted model, not a curated record. Lineage: Eukaryota; Viridiplantae; Streptophyta; Magnoliopsida; Celastrales; Celastraceae. Gene Ontology annotation, molecular function: DNA-binding transcription factor activity; RNA polymerase II cis-regulatory region sequence-specific DNA binding. The coding region runs from base 75 to 1139 and encodes 354 amino acids.
CAUUCACUCGCACAAUCCCUCUCUCGCUCUCUCUCUCUAGUCUUGUUUGCGUGCUGCUUCUUUGAUCUUCUUCCAUGGCGCUCAUGCUAGACAACUGCGAAGGCAUAAUACUCUCUCUCGACUCGCACAAAUCAGUCCCGGCGCCAUUCCUCACAAAAACAUACCAACUCGUAGACGAUCCGGCCACCGACCACGUAGUCUCUUGGGGCGAAGACGACACCACCUUUGUCGUUUGGCGUCCACCUGAGUUCGCUCGCGAUCUCCUCCCCAACUACUUCAAGCACAACAACUUCUCUAGCUUCGUCAGGCAGCUCAACACCUACGGUUUUAGAAAGAUUGUGCCGGACAGAUGGGAGUUCGCCAACGAAUUCUUCAAGAAGGGAGAGAAGCAUUUGCUUUGCGAGAUCCAUCGAAGAAAAACCGCUCAACCGCAAGUCUCCAUCAAUCACCACCACCAACAACCACCACCCAGUUUCUUCCCCUUUCAAACCCGACUCAGUAUUUCUCCAUCUGACUCCGACGAGCAGGCGAACUGGUGUGACUCUCCGCCCACCAACUAUAACAAUGACAACUCGGUCACUGCUUUGUCGGAGGACAAUGAGAGACUGAGGAGGAGCAACAAUAUGUUAAUGUCCGAGCUUGCACACAUGAGAAAGCUUUACAAUGAUAUCAUCUAUUUUGUUCAGAAUCAUGUGAAGCCCGUCACUCCUAGUAAUACUUAUCCUUCUUCAUUGCUUCCAUGCAAUACUUAUACCUCUACUACUCCUCCUUCACCACCAUCUUCUACAAACUUUUGUCAUUCAAUGAUUCAAAAGCCUAAUUUGAACCAGAUUCUUGGGUAUUGUCCCACUAAUUAUAACACCAAACCACAAUUUUCUCACUACUACUCUCAGCACCCACAUCAUCAUCAAGUACUGAAUAGCUCUCCCACUAGUACUCCUAAGAGCUCAUUGACCAUUGUUGGAGAAGCCAUAAACAACAACAAAACAAAGCUGUUUGGGGUGUCACUACAAUCCAAGAAGAGAGUGCACCCGGAGUAUGCUACUACUGGUCCAGGAAGUAUGGAGACUAACAAGGCUCGUUUGGUGUUGGAGAAGGAUGAUUUAGGGUUGAAUCUCAUGCCUCCCUCAGCAUGUUAGUUUGAUUAUCUCUUUUAUAAUUUUUUUUAAAAAAAUUAUAUUCCUCUUUUGAGUCAUAUGAUGAUAGUGUUUGAGAAAAUGCGUGUGUGGGUGUUCGCGACAAUUUUGUACAUAACUACUCUUCUCUAGUGCCAAGAUUUAUCUUUAAUUAGCCAUGAAUGCAGGUGGGUUUUUUUUAGAGACCGAA